This is a messenger RNA of Pieris rapae (cabbage white), 3226 nucleotides long. RefSeq lists its product as uncharacterized. Lineage: Eukaryota; Metazoa; Arthropoda; Insecta; Lepidoptera; Pieridae. Bases 188 to 3226 code for a protein of 1012 amino acids. The record is from RefSeq and is a predicted model, not a curated record. The transcript has 5 exons.
UUCUACAUUCAACAAAUUAGUUGAGAAUUUAUCAUUCCAAGUGGUCGCUGGACCUUGCAAUCAAAAUAUAUUUGAUGAUAUAACUCCAAAGUCAGUAGGUACGCCGGUUAAUGUGAAAGUAAAAUUUCGUCAUAAGGAAGAUAUCCAUAGAGGAGUUAUAUCCGUUCCUAAAUUUGAGCACAUUAAAAUGUCCAGAAACUUACGGUUAAUUAAUAGUGAUCAAACUAUAUUGUCGUUUGAUUUUCUUAUGGAUAUGAAAUCAUCCGAAAAGCCAGCUAAAAAGUCGCAAAAGAAGGUUUUUCAAAUUUUUAGACCAGGCAUCUGUUUAGGGUCUAAAACUAACAAUGAUGAUGAUGGAUAUCCAUACGUACCUCCUAUCACAGAAAAUGAAAAUACGACAUUUAGCGCAACAAAAGUGAAUCUCAUAAAUAAUAGAAAGAGCUUUGGGUUAAAGAAAGAUACUGUACGCCAACCGUUAGUUGACACUGAUCGAGCUCAAACAAUAUUUCUAGGAAAAUGUAAGCCAGGAGGAUGUCUUGAUCCCCCUUUCGGUGAAGAGAGAUAUGCUUAUGAACCAAUCUUAGCUAAGGAAGAAUUUGUAAAAUAUCAAUCCAUAGAUGAGGUAGAAAAUAAUCAACUAUCAGGCCGACCUUAUAGUAUGCAACUACGUUCAAGAAGUCCGCUGAUAGAAAAAGAUAAGGAUGAAGAAAGUAAAUUAUUCGAUGAGCUUCUAAUAACAUACCCAUCCAUCCAAAAUUGUAAAGAUGACAAUAAAAACACUUUAAGGACUAAUAAUACUAUAGAAAAUAGGUCCAUAAUAAGCGCCGAUACUUGUAUACAGUCCUACUAUAAACCUCCUAGAAAUAAAGACACUAGUCUAUCAAGUAACAUGGAAGGAGAAGACAUACAAAAAAUAAUAGAUAACGAAAUUAAAUUAAAACCAACCAAUAUUAUUUCCGCAAAUUUGAAAUCGCCUUCUAAGGAUAGUAUUUAUGUACAAACAGGCUGUCCAGCGGAACCUGUUCUACCCAAAAUGGUUAUAUUGUCUCCAAUUGAAAGUGGUCUAUCGUCUUUUGGAAAUAAUGCACACUGUGUCAUAGAACAAAAUGUAGAACAAGUAGUAAGCAAGGAAUAUUUGGUAGAUCAGAAUAUUUCUAGGUUUGAGACUGGGACUGUAAAAAAUCAAGAGGAAAAUUAUUUACAAACACCAAAUACAAUUUCUCUGUUAAAAAAUUCAGUUGAAAAAUCUUCUAAAACAAAUAAUAUGCGUAUACCGGACAUAAAAACAUCUCCGGAGAUAUUUGAAAGUAUUAAAAAUAACGAAACCAAUAUAUUCAAUGAAGAUCAAUCAAGCAACAAACAAAGAGAUGAACAAAGUAUUAUUGUAAUUGCCCCAGUCAGGGAUAUUGAAGAAACAUUGACAAAUGAUGAUGAUACUGAAUAUUUACCAAAUUUUUAUAACGAAAGUGGAACUGAUCACCCAUCUAUUGAAUUUAGGGAGAGUUACAGCGAUACACAAUACUUCAAUAAGAAAAAUGAUAUGCUUGACAAAUUCGAAAGUCAACUUAUUCAAACUAAUUUACAAAAUCAAUCGUCUUCAAUACUUCAAGUUAAUAAAUUAGAAAUUAAAGAAGAUGCUACUAAUAGCUUAAAAAGUGACCUUGCUAGCCAAAGGUCUAUUCCGAAUAUAUCUUUGAUAGCUACUCAAGAAAAUAAUUCAUCUACUGUUAUACUCAGGGACAGUAUUCGUAAUGAAGAGGAUUUUAAAAUUAAAAAUGAUGGUGAAAGACCACAAAAAGUUUACAAUCUUAACAUGUCACCAAAAAUAAGUAUCACAGACAACAAGGAGUCAAAUUUAAAAGAAAAUACAUUAUCUAACAAGGAAGUCGAGAAUCCUAGUACAGUAAGAGUAAAAGCAAACGGAAGCGUUUCUAGUGUAAAUUAUAUUGGUAAAUCUUUAAUAUCAUCCAACCAUGAAUUAAUUCAAAAUCUUUCGUUAACAUCUUCAAGACAUAGUAUGCCAGAAAUGAUGUUUGACCAAAAACUAGACCCUCAUUUAGAAUCUACAUCCCAAAUUACUACAUCACAACACAUACCUGUUUCACCAAAUGGUAUUAUUGAUUCUCCUCAAGCUAUAUCUCAAGAAUUAAAGAAAAGAUACGAAAAUGAUAAUCUUGCUUUAAAAAGUUCUACACAAGUAAUUUUUAAUAAAAAUUAUUUGGAGGAUGAUAACAUAACGAGAGCAAAAGUUUCAAAUUUAUCUAAUUCUAGCAUAAAAGGACCUACAAAUAAAACCAUGUCCAAAGGUCGUGAAUCAAGUUCAAUGCACUUUUCUGAAAAGUCUUUAAGUGAAGUCUUUAAUUACAAACGUGCAACAAACAUGGAACAUUAUAAAAAAGAAUUAGACAUGAUUCAUAAUUCUUUUAAAAACACGAAUAUAUCACAACCCAAUAAUUCUCAAAUUACUGAAAAUUUCGCAAUUCCUGUAAUUACAGAUUCUAUUAAGACAUUAAAUUAUGAUGGAACCAAAAAAGAUAAACUAUCGGAUAAAAUUUCGCAGGACAUUAUGGAAUUACCAACUACUUUUAAGACAGAAUUGAGUGAAGUAGAUCCAACUAAAUUAAGUCAAUAUUAUGAAACACUAAAUGGCUUGAAAGAAAAAAGUUCUGAAGAAUUCAUAAAACCUCAACUUAAAAAAUACGCCAAUAUGCAAAACAGUUUCCAAAAAACGAGUAAGCUUAACUUAAAUUCAAAUGAAAAUAUUCAUACAUCCUUGCCGAUCCCGAACAAAAAUAAAACAAAUGAAGACACUAAAAUUGAUGAAAGCAAGUCUUUUUCAAUAAAUAAUGAAUCAAAGCAGUUGGAAGUGAAACCGACGACAAAUACUAGUUCUAAAGAUCGUUUAAAAUUACUUUUUAACAAUUCUAAUGAAGAAGUUAAAAAUAGCGAUGUCUUUCAACUUGAUUUUGCAUUGCAAUCCUAUGUUAACGAUGACAAAGAAAGAGCUUUCAAAACAAUAGACUCGGCUUCUGCACCUGACAACGAUGAACAAGAGCCUAUAUUACUAUUUAAGUCAAAAUUACGAGUUAACGAAGACAAAAUGAUACUACCAAUAGAUCCUUACACGGAUUUUGUUGUUUUAUUAAAGAGAAAAAGCGUUAUAAACACUGAAGAUGCUAAAAAAAAAAUUUCCCAUGGUACAUACAUUUACAACAUUCGUAAUUAA